Messenger RNA from Myripristis murdjan (pinecone soldierfish), 5550 nucleotides. It is a transcript of the gene st3gal3b, whose product is annotated as ST3 beta-galactoside alpha-2,3-sialyltransferase 3b. Gene Ontology annotation, molecular function: sialyltransferase activity. The transcript has 13 exons. The coding region runs from base 519 to 1637 and encodes 372 amino acids. Lineage: Eukaryota; Metazoa; Chordata; Actinopteri; Holocentriformes; Holocentridae. The record is from RefSeq and is a predicted model, not a curated record.
GUUAACCGAGGGGGCAUUACAAUUCAGCAGAAAUACCCCGUGUGACCGUCAGGGAGGAAAUGUUGGUGUAACUCAGCGAGUUCGCGUUGUCCGUGGAUGUUGGUGAUGAUGGUGGUGAUGACGGUGAUGAUGAAGAGGGCUGCUUUUUUCCUCUCUCGGUCUUGAAGCGAGCUCGAGCUUCUGGGGGAAUCGGGGGAAAACCAGCCAGUCAGCCAGCCAGGCAGCCAGGCUGGACGUCUUGUGCUUACACGGCCGGGGUGCUUUCACGGAUUUCAUCAUGAUGGCUUGGAGAGGGGGGAGAACAUGGUCGUGUUAUCGACCUUUUUGUUAUUUAAACUAAGACUGGCAUCGUGUCUGACCCAAGGAUUCAGAGGAAAAGGAAAAGCCAACUCCACGCCUCAUCAAAAUGAAUUUGGAGAAGGUUUAAAGAUACAGUCUUCUGGCAAGCAUGAAUAUGCCCCAGGGAGAGAGUAGAUGAGGUGAUGACCCAGAUGGUGCCAUGUGAAUGACUGACAACCAUGAAGCCCACACACAAGCUGCUGUUCGUCCUGUGCCCCAUGCUGGUCCUGGGCUUUAUCUACUACUCCUCCGGGAAGCUACACCUGCAUGUGUGGGGCCAGAAGCCACAGUCGGAAACAGACAUUGCUCUCACCGUGGGACGAAUAGUAGGCUCAGUGUAUGAUAAGCAGGGCUUUCUGCUGAAGUUGGACACAAAAUUGCCACCGGAGUUGGCAUACAAGUAUGGGAACCUCAGCGAAGGAGCUUGCAAGCCAGGCUACGCAGCAGCCAAGAUGACCACCAUCUAUCCCAAGUUUAUGAAACCAGCCCCCAUGUUUCUUGAUCGGAACUUCAAACGUCUAGCAAAAGUCAGCAAUUACUUACCUCCCUUUGGCUUCAAAACACAAGAGAGAAUCAUAGAUAUUAUUUUAACUGCCACCAAAAACUAUGGACUUGGGGAUGACCUAGACAGUUUGAGCUGUAAAAGAUGCAUCAUUGUGGGCAACGGAGGUAUCCUGGCCAACAAGUCUCUGGGUUCCCGCAUAGAUGACUAUGAUGUUGUGGUGAGGUUGAACGAGGCUCCUGUAAGUGGUUAUGGCAAGGAUGUAGGGACCAAAACCACCAUGAGAAUUACCUAUCCAGAGGGAGCUAUCCAGAAACCAGAACGCUACGAGAAAGACUCGCUCUUUGUCUUUUCCGCUUUCAAACCACUGGAUUUCAAAUGGCUCCGACAGAUGGUGUUCAAGGAGAAACUGCGGGGUACAGAGGGUUUCUGGAAGUCAGUGGCCCACUACGUGCCUAGGGAACCGACUGAGAUGAGAAUCCUCAAUCCCUACUUCAUCCAAGAGGCUGCCUUCCAGUUCAUAGGCCUGCCCCUCAACAACGGCCUCAUGGGCAAAGGGAACAUUCCAACGCUGGGGACGGUUGCUAUAACGAUGGCGCUGCAUAACUGUGAUGAGGUUGCUGUGGCUGGCUUCGGCUACGACAUGAACACGCCUCACGCACCCCUGCACUACUACGAGACUGUCAAGAUGUCCGCAAUCAAAGAGUCAUGGACACACAACAUAUCCAAGGAGAAGGAGUUCCUCCGCAAGCUGGUGAAGGCAAAUGUCAUCACAGACCUGACCAAUGGCAUCUGAGUUUACACCCACCCAGAGCUUCCCUCUACCAUUCCCAAAGAACCACAAAACAAGAUACUGGGAAAUGGAUCGGAAUGGGGAGAAAGGACCCCUUGAAUCUGGGUGGUCUGCACACUGCCGAAGUUUUUAUAUCAAAGGAGAUUAUAAAAACAAAAUAGUGGAGGGUUUCUGUUGAGAGAUGCACACAUGUGCCUUUUGAACCAAAGGCUCCUGCUGAUUCAAGCGGGAGGGACAUGGGGAGGAGUGGAUCUGCCUGAUUACUGUCUUAUCGACAGUCACAGGGAAGGCCGCCUCCAGCCACACCCCGACGUUUACCACUUCAGACCCCUGAGCAUCACAUGAAUGAGUGACAAGGACAAAAGAUGGAACGGGGCCGUACAUAAGGCAGGAUUUUCCUGAAAGACUGACUUACUGGAUAGCUGCUUGAUGGGACAGACGUGAAAGGAGGAAAAUAACGAAGAAGUUGCGGACUGCAUGGGUUGAAUAUUAGCAGUGCCAAACGUACCUCGUAUAAGGGAGAGGUCAUCCCCCUCUCCUUUUGCUGCCUGAAUGUAUUUACUUUCCACAGUGUAAAUAUCAAAGAUUUUUACUGUGCUUUUUAACAAGUUGCAGCAGCCACCCCCCAACUUGCCAUGGGUUCAUUCAUAAUUUUAUUUUUUAUCUGUCUGUCCAGUGUCCGGAAUUAGUGCCCGCUAAGCCAAAUACCAGUAGAAUUUGUCUUUGGUGGGCAUAUCAGUGUGGGUCACCUGCUACACUGACUGACAGUUUCUUGAGACAGUAUUUGAAUGUCUCAGUUACACUCAGUUUUUGGUCUUUGUGUUCCUGCUGGUGGCCUACCCUACAAAUCAAAGUGAAAUAAUUGCUUUGUACUAAACCCCUGGAUGCUUCCUAUUUGGUUAGCAUUAGAUAGGGAGUUUUAUGCUGUUUCAGUGUGGUUGGACACAUAGGAAACAUUGUUUUUAAAGCACCUUGUUUUGCACAUGGAGGCAUGCAGUGGAUCUUUAGAUGGAGCAGGACGUCCCACAGCAGCUUGCUGCAUCAGCCAAGAAAUGACACUAUCCAGUCACAAUGUUACUGCUGCAGCAGGGCCUAAUCAGGGCUUAGUGUGAUGGUCUUUUGAUGAUCAGUUUAGAGCUGCAACUAAUGAUUAUUUUCAUUAUCAAUUCAUCUGUCAAUUAUUUUCUCAAUGAAUCAGUCACUUCUUCGGGUGAUAAAAUGUGAGAAAAUUGUGGAAAAUGUCAGUUUCCCACAGCCCAAGGUGACGUCCUCAGAUGCUUUGUCCACACCAGCAGUCCACAACACAAACGUACUUAGUUUACUGUCAUAGUGGACGAAAGAAACCACGAAAUAUUCACGUUUGAGAAGCUAGAACCAGAAGAAAUUUUCUUCUUAAAAUGACUCAAAACGAUGAAUCAAUUCCCAAAAUAGUUGGCGAUUCUUUUAAUAGUUGGCAACUAACUGAUUUUUUAACUGUAAUUGUUGCAGCUCUACAGUUUUUUACUAUUGCAUAUCAUGCACAUUUUUUCCAUAGCCAGCAACUACACCAAACUAACCAGCACAUUUUUAUCAUUUCUUUUAUUCUGUUUUACAUGAAGCAGUUUGAUCAUUCUAGCAGUUAGCUGGGUGUAAGGUUAACUGGCUAGCGUUACCAAGCAGGAUAUCAAGGAAGAAGGAAACUACCUUCCAAAUGAGACAGAGCCAACGAUUCUGCAUCAAACAGGCCUCUGAUUGGUUGCCUUAUGAGGCUUUGCUCAAGGUUCUGUUUAACUCCUCCUGGUUAACUAACAGUGCACGUAUAACACACUACUACAUAAUGUAUUUGUUUAGUGUAUCAGUGUUUGCCAGGUGAGCCAAAAAGUUAAUUUCGGACACUGUCUGUAUCUCUUACUCUCCCUCCAUCUCUCCCUGUCUCCUCUCUCUCUCUCUUCUGUUUGUUUUUUGUCUCCCCGUCUUUUUCCCCAUGUAAAACCUUCUUUUUGGCCCCUUCGUGUCAUGGUACUGUUUUCAUCACUUUAUUCCAUGUAACCCCCAGGCUGCAACAGAGAUACAGCACGUCCUGCCCUGGGCAAACCAGAGUGGGGCAGGAUACGAACAUAUAUAUCCAUAUAUAUUGACUCAACAAAUCUGAUCCCUUUUCCAGCCCCUCAUGGUAAAAUCUUGGACUGUAGAAUAUAUAUUUUUUGUUUUAGUUUUAUUUUAAUUAUUUAUUUUGUUACAAGUUUUAAGGUCCCAAUGUUUUUGGUCACAGGCAGGCCUGCUUUUUGUUACUUUGUUUAGAUAAACCACAAAAAUGUGUGCAUUUCUUACAAAUUUGCCACCAUGUGCUUCCUCAAAGACUGCACCAUCUGUUAAGCUGUUGCAGAAACAGUGUUGUCAAUGAAACCACAGAGGCAUAUUUUUAAUCGCUAUAGUAUUAUUUAAGUGUUACUACAUAAAGUCAGCAACCCUCUAUUUUUGUGAUUUAUAUACUAAAGCUAAUGUUGGUUCAACACUAAAGCUUGUUUACCACAUUGGAUACAGAAAAGUAAUUUCCUGAUAUAGUUUAACAACAUUUUCACCAAAAGCAAAAUGGAAGUUGCUGGUAAUCAGAAAAUCUGAUAAUUACUUGUCUCAGUUUCACGGUAAAGUAGAAUGAUCAUUACUAGCUCUGUAAAAUAAAGGGUUGCUCAGUUUUCCAUGUGGAAGUAAACCCUUUAGCUAUUUAUUUGAAUGAAACCACCAAAUAUUUCAGUAUUUCAACAUUGCAUCAACACAACUGUUCAGUAUUACGCAAUCAAACCUUAUGCUUCUGUCUACCAACAAACAAGAAUUUUAGAGUGUCACAUCUGUUAGCUCAUCAGUUUAUCAUCCGAAUGCGAUAAUCAGCUUUAUGUGGUGAUGGUGCAUUUUAAAUUCUGUUUUUACCAAAGCAGGGUUCUCGUGUUUUACUUUUUUUUUCUUUUAAACUUUUUGCCUAUUUGAAUGAUGUUUCUACUGCUUCCUUGGAAGUACAUACUUACUGUACACACACACACACACACACACACACACACACACACACACACACAGGUUCACUUCCAUUUCUGUAAACCCAUAAGCUACAAAGAUGCAGUCAUUUCUCUGUCUCGCUCUUACAGGGUUGUCUGUCCAUCACAUGCUUGUUUUCUGGCUCAGUUUUGAAAACACACUGACAAAAUCUUGCGUAGCUGCGUGUCCCACCCGGUCGCCUCGGACUGGUCGGAACACAACCCGCCGGGUUUCACGCAAAGGAUCACUUUUUGGAAAUUAGUCACUGCUCGGGGCUUUGGCGGCUAAGGUACAGGGAACAGUUAACCAUUGCACUAUCGGUGAGGUGCUGUCUGUGCCUCACACCUCACCCUCAUACUGUAGAGAAGGGUUUGACCCCCAGGAGGCAGGAACAACUACGAGCAACCCAGUCUGUAUGUUCACUUCCAAGUUUGCACGGGUCAGUGUUCAUUUCAAAGGUUUGGGUCCAGUCUUUCAAAUCCAAGAUAUAGAAGUAGGACCUUAUAAUUCCAGUGGAUAAUUUAUGUGUAUAUAUAGAGAGAGACUAAAAUGUUGAGACUAAGCAGAUCCUUAGUUGAGGUAAUCCCUACUUUUUUUUCUAGUUUUCUAGGAAUUUUUAUGAAUGCUGGAGGAGUUGAAAUGUAUUGGGCCCAAAUCCUCUUUUCUCACAACUCUUGUCACCAUGAAGCAGAAUGUAUCAGCGCUGAUCAUUGUUUAUUUCAAACAGUUCACCUCACUGCAUAAUCCAUUAUGGGAUUGAUCAAUCAGAUAUCAUCAAUCACCCUCUGACCUCUUGGGCCAUCAUCGCUGGGAGGUUAUGACAAGUAAUCAAAAUUUAGUGUUAUUUCUUUUUUUAUAUAUAGUUAUAAAUUGCUUUCUGCAACUUAAUAAAUAAGUUUGUAAUGGA